Trametes versicolor FP-101664 SS1 is the source of this 1926-nucleotide messenger RNA. RefSeq names its product tripeptidyl peptidase A. The transcript is spliced from 12 exons. NCBI's taxonomy places the organism in Eukaryota, Fungi, Basidiomycota, Agaricomycetes, Polyporales, Polyporaceae. Gene Ontology annotation, biological process: proteolysis. Gene Ontology annotation, molecular function: tripeptidyl-peptidase activity; serine-type endopeptidase activity. The record is from RefSeq and is a predicted model, not a curated record. Bases 21 to 1859 code for a protein of 612 amino acids.
CUGCCUGAGUCCUCGUCAGCAUGCGGUCGCUCUCCGUCUGGCUCUCUGUCGCCCUUGCCACUGUGGUCGUCGCCGUCCCGUCCAAGGACGGCGCGCACAAGCUCAAGGAGAGCAUCCCCGCGCCUCGCGGUUGGACCAAGUCUGCGCCCGCUCCCGCUGACCACAUCAUCGAGCUCCGCAUCGCGCUUCCUCAGCCGAACUUCGCCGAGCUCGAGCGACACCUCUACGAGGUCAGCGAUCCGUUCCACGACCGCUAUGGCCAGCACCUCUCCAAGGAGGAGGUCGAGUCUCUGGUUACGCCGGAACCUGAGAGCGUUCACCUCGUGAACGAGUGGCUUGCCUCUCACGGCCUCUACGAGGACAGUCUCUCGCGCUCUCCCGCGAAGGACUGGGUGCUCGUUAAGGUCCCAGUGACCCUUGCCGAGGCUAUGCUUAAGACGGAGUACCACGUCUGGACUCACGACGCGUCCGGGGAGUCUGUGGUCCGCACGACCGAAUACAGCGUCCCCGAGCAUCUCGACGCCCACGUCGAGCUUGUUCAGCCCACGACCAUGUUCUCGCGCAUGCGCAGCCUCAAGACCACCUUCCACAUCAACGAUGUUCAGGAGAAGGUGGCAGCGGCUCCUGCUGCGGCCCCUCCCAUCAGCAUCCCGUCUGCGUCCGGCGGACAUGUUGACGCCAGCUGCAACCAGACCAUCACCAUCACCUGCUUGCAGCAGCUGUACAACGCAGUUGGUUUCACUCCCUCGACCAAGCACGGCAACGAGAUCGGUAUCACUGGCUAUCUCGAGGAGUUCGCGAACAUCCAGGACCUGCAGUCGUUCUACGCGGACCAGCGCCCCGACGCCCUCAACAGCUCGUUCACCACUGUUCUCAUCAACGGUGGCUUGAACAACCAAACCUUGUCCGAGGCUGGUGGCGAGGCUAACCUCGAUACGCAGUUUGCCUACGGCCUGACCUUCCCCACCCCUGGUACCUUCUGGUCCACCGGUGGCCGGCCCCCAUUCAAGCCCGACACAAUCACUACCACGGACACGAACGAGCCUUACACUGAGUGGCUUGACUUCGUUCUCGCUCAGCCUAAGCUCCCUCAGUCGAUCUCCACCAGUUACGCCGACGACGAGCAGACCGUGCCCGUGAGCUUCGCGAAGCGUGUCUGUGCCGGCUUCGCCCAGCUCGGUGCUCGCGGAACUUCGUUGAUGUUCAGUUCCGGUGAUGGCGGUGUCGGUGAUGGCGAGGAGGACCCCGCGCUCCAGGAGUGCUUCACCAACGACGGCCGCAACGCUACACGCUUCGUCCCCCUCUUCCCGCCCUCUUGCCCCUUCGUUACCGCUGUCGGCGGUACUAUCCACGUCCCUGAAACCGCCGUGUUCUUCUCAGGCGGUGGAUUCAGCGAUCUCUUCCCCCGUCCGGCGUACCAGGAGCUUGCAGUAUCGAAGUUCCUGAAGACCCUCGCUCCCGGAACCUACAAGGGUCUCUUCAACCCCAACGGCCGCGCCAUCCCCGACGUCGCCGCGCAGGCAGACCUCUUCCGUGUCUUCCUCUCUGGACGGCCCGUGUCUAUCGGAGGCACCUCCGCCGCCGCGCCGACGUUCACCGGCAUCGUCUCUCUCCUGAACGCGGCCCGCCUCGAGAAGGGCCUGCCCCCGCUCGGGUUCCUGAACCCGCUCGUGUACGCCAUCCAGGCACUCGACCCCACCGCGUUCAACGACAUCACCGUCGGCAACAACCCGGGCUGCGGCACGCCGGGCUUCAACGCGACGAAGGGCUGGGACCCCAUCACGGGUGUCGGCACGCCCAACUUUGGGAAGCUGAAGGAUAUUGUGACGCUCGACUUCUUGCACAUCCCGGGCCUGUGAGGAGGGAAUGCAUGCAUUUACGUCGAGAAUGUAGCUGUUGUAGGAAAGAAAUAUACCACUGAACACC